AUGACUAAUCUUACGAGUCGAAUGGCCGUUUUUGGACCAAACAUGAUGUUUACGGAUCUAAGAUGUUCUCCAUCAUGUACGCGUGCUGGAGUACAUGGUUCAAUGUCCAUCUGUCCUCCAGAUUGCUUUGAGUACAAAGGAACACUUGAUGUUUUCUACAAAAUUAUUCGACAGGAGGGAUUUGGAAGAUUAUGGCGAGGCACCAAUGUUGGCCUUGCAUUGGCUAUACCAACUGUGGGAAUCUAUUUGCCUUGCUAUGACAUCUUCUGGAAUUGGUUUGAAGAGUAUGCAGCUGAAAAUGCUCCAAGCAUGACACCGUAUGCCGCUUUGCUGGUCGGGACAAUGGCUGGAGGAGCUGCAGAUUAUCAGUUUUGGCACAUAAAUUUAGGCAUUAAGCUUUUAUCUUCUGUACCCACCCGUGGAAGACACUCCUGUGGACUUGUCGCUUGCUCAAGAAGCCCCUUCAAAAUCGCCGAUGGUCCCGCUAGCUCCACUGUCGGAAAUCCAGAUGAAAUUGCAAAACUUUUCCCAUCCCAGUUUGGGCAACCAUCAACAAUAUUGGUGCCAGGGUUGAUGAAAGCGAAUAGCUCUCGAGUUAGAAGUGGAAAAGAAAGCUCAAGCCGAAACAGAUAAGAUGCUGAAAAUGCAAGUGUUGUAUUCUUCAUUUCAAUUGUUAGUAUGAAACAUAGAGUAGAUUAGAUGAAUGCAAAUUUAUAU
Molecule: messenger RNA, 717 nt
Organism: Lactuca saligna
Lineage: Eukaryota; Viridiplantae; Streptophyta; Magnoliopsida; Asterales; Asteraceae
Source: the annotation of a GenBank genome assembly